GCGGGCUCAAUCGCCCCUGCGCCCCUGGCUGGGCGGCCGCGCUGGGCGGGGGGGCAGGGCGGGCCGGGGAAGGGCCGCGGGGAGAUACCUGCCGGGAACGAGAGGGACCGAGCUGGGCGCUGAAUGGCUGGCGUUCUGGCAAGUCUCCCCCUGGGUCUCUGAGGCCACCUGAAAGCAGGAGAGCUGUUUGGGACCCAUUUUGGUAGAGGAGCCCGGACCUGUGGUAACAUCGCCCCUGUACUUUUCCUGCAGUGCCCCCUCCUUUUCUCACUACCCUGGAGACCCGGGUGAUCAUCGGAGAACUGCCCUCGGCCCUGCAAGUACUAUCCUGACCCAGUGGCCCUAUAUCCGAGGUUAACCCGGAACUCAGAUUUCUCAGGCUUCUAGAACCCUCUCUUAACCCUUCUCCAGCCACUGGGACGGGCCAGCACCCAGCCAGCUUCUCCACUGGUUGUUCCUGCUAAGGCAGAUGGCCCAAUGGAGCCAGUUCUCCCUAAGCGUGCCCUGCCCAAGAAACCCCGAUCUCAGUGGAGGAGACCAGGUGCCAAAUAGGGGCACAUUCCAUUUGAGUGAGUUCAGAGGCCUCAGAAAAGGCUUUCCAGGGACAGAGACUUUUGAGCAGGAUCUUAAAAGACUGGUUGGGGCCCGAGUGGUUGCUGGCGCCUGUAGUCCCAGCCCUUUGGGAGGCCGGGAGGCCGAGGCGGGCGGAUACCUUGAGUCCAGGAGUUCGAGACCAGACUGGGCAACAAUGGUGAAAACCCCGUCUUUACAAAAACAAAAAACAACACUUAGCCAGGUGUGGUGACACACCCCUGUAGUCCUAGCUACUGGGGAGACUGAGGCAGGAGGAUGGCUUGAGCCCAGGAGGUAGGGGGUGCUGUGAGAUCACGCCACUGCACUCCAACCUGGGCAACAGAGCUAGAGACCCUGUCUCAGAAAAAAAAAUUUUGGUUGGGACUGUAACAGAGGAGAAAGGUCAUUCUAAACUGAGAAGUGUAUGAAUAAAUUUAGGACAGUAAGAGGAAGAAUCCGGUGAGCCUGGGGAAUAAGGUACAGGCUAAGGACAAACUCAGAAAAAUAGCUUGUGGGAGCCCGGUGUUUGGACUCUAUAAGUAACCUGGGACUUAGGGAGGUGCUUGGUCCCUGGGAUGAGGGAUUAGAAUGGGAUGAGACUGAAGGCAGAAAGGCUGGUGAGGAGAUUGGGUCCAAUAAGUCCUGGUCGGGGCAGCAACUGGCUGGUAAAGCAGUGGGGAUGAAUUGCUAGGACUGUUCACACUGCCUGAAGGAGCAGGGGAAGAAAGAUUUGAAGACAGGUCAGGUUUCUAGUGUGAGGUGUGGGUGGGAAGAUUUGCAGCAAGGUAAAUGACAAGGGGAGGGGAAUGAUGAGUUCAGUUUUACGUGGGGAAGUUUGAAGCAGAGGCAGGUUGUCCCUCUGGAGAUGUCAAGUGAGAAGUUUAUUCAUUUAUUUGUUAUUUAUGUCAGCCUCAAAGGCUGCUUACAUCAAGGUCACAGAAACAUAAAAUGAUAAAACCUUUGAAACUCUAGGCUGGGUGACGUGGCUCAUGCCUGUAAUCCCAGCACUUUGGGAGUCCAGGGCAGGUGGAUCACAAGGUCAAGAUCAAGACUUUCUUGAGGCUGAUGAAUCCCUUGAACCUGUAAGACCGAGGUUGCGGUGAGCUGAGACUGUGCCAUUGCAGUCCAGCCUGGGCAAGAGCAGUAAGACUCCAUCUCAGGAAAAAAAACAAAAAACCAAAAAACAAAAAACCAUUAAAACUCAGCUAAAAGGACCUGAUAGCUGAGGAAGAAAGGCAGAGCAGGGUGGAUCAUUAUUACUGGAAAAUCUAGGCGCAGAAAAGCCACUGAAAAUGGAACCCAGAACUCCUAUCUGAGCUUGCCAGUGGCCAAGAAGGAAAAAGGACUCCUAAAUGAAGCAGUUUGCCAGGGGAGCAGGAUAGAAGUUGGUACUAGGCCAGGCUCUGACCUUCUUUCCCAGGAUGAGGUGGGGCCACCAUUUGCCCAGGGCCUCUUGGGGCUCUGGUUUUGGAAGAGCACUCCAGCGACCAGAUGAACGUUUCCCCUUCCUCAUCCACUGGAGUUGGCCCCUUCAAGGGGAGCGUCCCCUUGGGCUCCCUAGGGCCUUUAUACGCCACCAUGGAAGCUCUGCAGACAGCGCUCCCCCAUCUUCAAGGCAUGGACGGCUAUUCCCCAGUGCCUCUGCAACUGAAGCUAUCCAGCAGCAUCGCCAGAACCUAGCUGAGUGGUUCUGCCGGCUGCCCAGGGAGGAGCGCCAGUUUGGCCCGACCUUUGCCCUAGACACGGUCCACGUUGACCCUGUGAUCCGUGAAAGCAACCCUGAUCAGUUACUUCACCCAUUCUCGGAGUCGGCCCUGGAGCAUCAGCCUCCCCAAGCUGGGCUCCCCCAACUGGCCCUGUCUCAGCUCUUUGACCCAGAUGCCUGUGGGCGCCGGGUGCAGACAGUGGUGCUGUAUGGGACAGUGGGCACAGGCAAGAGCACGCUGGUGCGCAAGAUGGUUCUGGACUGGUGUCACGGGCGGCUGCCAACCUUCAAGCUGCUCAUCCCCUUCUCCUGUGUGGAUCUGUCGUCCCUGGGCUCUGCCCCGGCCUCCUUGUUCCAACUUGUGGCUCAGCGUUACAUGCCCCUGAAGCAGGUUCUGCCCCUGAUGGCCGUCACUGGAUCCCGCCUCCUCUUCGUGCUCCAUGGCUUGGAGCAUCUCAACCUUGACUUCCGGUUGUCAGGCACAGGACUUUGUAGUGACCCUGAGGAACCAGAGGCACCAGCUGCUAUCAUCGUCAAUCUGCUGCGCAAAUACAUGCUGCCUGAGGCCAGCAUUCUGGUGACCACUCGGCCUUCUGCCAUCGGCCGCAUCCCCAGCAAGUAUGUGGGACGCUAUGGUGAAAUCUGUGGUUUCUCUGAUACCAACCUGCAGAAGCUCUACUUCCAGCUCCGCCUCAACCAGCCGGACUGUGGGGACACUGCUGGGGGUGCACCUGCAGUGCACUGCGGGGACACUGCUGGUGUCUUCGCCACACCAGCUCAGCGUGACAACCUGGUGCAGAUGCUCUCCCGGAACCUGGAGGGGCACCACCAGAUCGCUGCCGCCUGCUUCCUGCCAUCUUAUUGCUGGCUCAUCUGUGCCACCUUGCACUUCCUGCAUGCCCCCACAACUGCUGGGCAGACCCUUACCAGCAUCUAUACCAGCUUUCUGCGCCUCAACUUCAGUGGGGAAACCCUGGACAGCACGGACCCCUCCAAUUUGUCCCUGAUGGCCUAUGCAGCCCGAACCAUGGGCAAGUUGGCCUACCAGGGGGUGACCUCCCGAAAGACCUACUUCUCUGAAGAGGAUGUCCGUGGCUGCCUGGAGGCUGGCAUCAAGACAGAGGAGGAGUUUCAGCUGCUGCACAUCUUCCGCCGGGAUGCCCUGAGGUUUUUCCUGGCCCCGUGUGUGGAGCCAGGGCGCGCAGGCACCUUCGUGUUCACCGUGCCUGCCAUGCAGGAAUACCUGGCUGCCCUCUACAUCGUGCUGGGUUUGCACAAGACGACCCUGCAACGGGUGGGCAAGGAAGUGGCUGAGCUUGUGGGCCGUGUCGGGGAGGAUGUCAGCCUGGUACUGGGCAUCAUGGCCAAGCUGCUGCCUCUUAAGGCUCUGCCACUGCUCUUCAAUCUGCUCAAGGUGGUUCCUCGAGUGUUUGGGCGCAUGGUGGGUAAUAGCCAGAAGGCGGUGGCCCAGGCCAUGGUUCUGGAGAUGUUCCGAGAGGAGGACUACUACAACGAUGAUGUUCUAGACCAGAUGGGUGCCAGUAUCCUGGGCCUGGAGGGCCCCCGGCGCCACCCAGAUGAGCCCCCUGAGGAUGAAGUCUUCGAGCUCUUCCCCAUAUUCAUGGGGGGACUUCUCUCUGCCCACAACCGAGCUGUGCUAGCUCAACUUGGCUGCCCUAUCAAAAACCUGGAUGCCCUGGAGAAUGCCCAGGCCAUCAAGAAGAAGCUGGGCAAGCUGGGCCGGAAGGUGCUGCCCCCCUCGGAGCUCCUUGACCACCUCUUCUUCCACUACGAGUUCCAGAACCAGCGCUUCUCCGCUGAGGUGCUCAGCUCCCUGCGCCAGCUCAACCUGGCAGGUGUGCGCAUGACACCUGUCAAGUGCACAGUGGUGGCAGCUGUGCUGGGCAGCGGAAGGCAUGCCCUGGAUGAGGUGAACUUGGCCUCUUGCCAGCUAGACCCUGCUGGGCUACGCACACUCAUGCCUGUCUUCCUGCGAACCCGGAAGCUGGGCUUGCAACUCAACAGCCUGGGCCCCAAGGCCUGCAAGGACCUCCGAAACCUGCUGCUGCAUGACCAGUGCCAAAUCACCACACUGCGGCUGUCCAACAACCCGCUGACAGCGGCAGGUGUUGCCCUGUUGAUGGAGGGGCUGGCAGGAAACACCUCAGUGACGCACCUGUCUCUGCUGCACACGGGACUUGGGGACGAGGGCCUGGAGUUGCUGGCUGCUCAGCUGGACCGCAACCGGCAGCUGCAGGAGCUGAACGUGGCCUACAACGGCGCUGGUGACACUGCAGCCCUGGCCCUGGCGCGAGCUGCCCGGGAGCACCCUUCUCUGGAACUGCUGCACCUCUACUUCAAUGAGCUGAGCUCGGAGGGCCGCCAGGUCUUGCGGGACUUAGGGGGUGCUGCUGAAGGCGGUGCCCGGGUGGUGGUGUCACUGACAGAGGGGACGGCAGUGUCAGAAUACUGGUCAGUGAUCCUCAGUGAAGUCCAGCGGAACCUCAACAGCUGGGAUCGGGCCCGGGUCCAGCGCCAUCUUGAGCUCCUACUGCGGGAUCUGGAAGAUAGCCGGAGUGCCACCCUUAAUCCUUGGCGCAAGGCCCAGCUGCUGCGAGUGGAGGGUGAGGUCAGGACCCUCCUGGAGCGACUGGGAGGCUCUGGAAGCUGAGACACUGGUGGCAGGCACCUAGCUUUGUGACCACUGGCACUAAACCUCUUCCCUCUCUGGGCUCCUGGCUUGCACUGCUCCUUCUAGAAAGAUCUCUUCAGGUCUGGCGGCAAAGGAAUGGGCACAGUUGUGCCGGUUACCCUCCUGGGGCAUGUUCAACCAGUUCUGAGUCUGGAAUCGCCAAGUUAAAGAAGAUAAAUCAAUGCUUUGGGCUUGGAAAUGGAACAUGCCUCCUCUUUCUUUGGCUAGAAGGACCGAAGUAUGUAGAAUGUGGAUGACCAGAGUGCCCUGAUGCACCAACCUCGCCUCCCCCUCCUCUCACCGAUUGUACCAGCAAGGGGCUCACAUCUUAUGUCUGCCAUGCUGGGGAUGUCACCAUCCAGAUGUGUUGGAGGCUGGCUUCCCCUCCUUUUUUUUUUUUUUGAGACAGAGUUUUGCUCUUGUUGCCCAGACUGGAGUGCAAUGGUGCGAUCUCCACCAGCUGCAAUCUCCGCCUCCCGGAUUCAAGCAAUUCUCCUGCCUCAGCCUCCUAAGUAGCUGGGAUUAUAGACAUGUGCCCCCAUGCCCAGCUAGUUUUGUAUUUUUAGUAGAGACAGGGCUUCUCCAUGUUGGUCAGGCUGGUCUUGAACUCCUGACCUCAGGUGAUCCACCCGCCUUGACCUCCCAAAGUGCCGGGAUUACAGGCGUGAGCCACCAUGCUCUGCUCACCUGUGAACACCGAGGAUGCCCUCACAUUGGUGCUUUCUCCUCAUCCUCAUGCCCCCUUUGCCACAAUGGUACCGAUGGCUUGGUGGCCCCUCAAGGUAGAUGCAUCUGACUUGCUGCUAUUAAAAAGCUGUGUGCCUUCCA
Callithrix jacchus (white-tufted-ear marmoset) is the source of this 5798-nucleotide messenger RNA. RefSeq names its product NLR family member X1 (gene NLRX1). The record is from RefSeq and is a predicted model, not a curated record. NCBI's taxonomy places the organism in Eukaryota, Metazoa, Chordata, Mammalia, Primates, Cebidae. Gene Ontology annotation, molecular function: protein binding.